Molecule: messenger RNA, 831 nt
Organism: Phytophthora megakarya
Lineage: Eukaryota; Oomycota; Peronosporomycetes; Peronosporales; Peronosporaceae
Source: the annotation of a GenBank genome assembly
AUGUCGUCGCGGACGCGUUGUUGCGUCAAGACAGUCGACAUCAACCGGGUUGAUGUCGCUCGGACUUACACGCCGUCCUCGUCCUUGUUGGACGAGGUGAAGGCCGCGUAUGCGCAUGACGCAGACGCGAAGCUGCUGAUCGAGUUCCUCUCAGCUCCUUCCGACAAAGCAUGUCGGAACCUACGUCUCACUCGCAGACUCCUCUGCACCCACUACCGACUCCGUCGGAGUGUUGGUAAUCCAUCUCGAUGGACUUCGUGUUUGGUCUUCCGCGCGAUUCCAGGCACCGUACAGACAGCACGUCUGUUCGUCGACAUGGUGUUCAAACACCAUGGUAUGCCCAACGACUUUGUGUCGGACCGCGAUCCGCGCUUCACAGCGCGGUUCUGGCAAGAAGUGUUCACACUUCUUGGAACGCAAUUCUCUAUGUCGACUGCGGACCAUCCGCAGACGGACGGACAAACCGAGCGCGUGAAUCGCGUGCUCGUAGACUUGCAUACUGCGGAUCACCCGCAGACGGACGGGCAAACCGAGCGCGUGAAUUGCUUGCUCGUAGACUUGCUGAAAAGCUACGCCCAGUCGUUCCACAACUGGAGCGACUACUUGCCGAUGGCCGAGUUCGCCAUCAACAACGCGGCGAUACCUGCCGCGACCAAAGACAAUGUGUCUGUGCGAGGUACAGACACCGAGAAGAUUCACGCACAGGCUGGGCCUGAUGCUAUCACACCCGAAGUGUCAGUGCCGGGCGCUGACAUCCCAAAGAGCCACGCACAGUCAGGGACUGAUGCGACUACAAGUGGCGAGUCUGUUCAGGGCACAGACGCGGACUAG